This is a messenger RNA of Cajanus cajan (pigeon pea), 1624 nucleotides long. The record is from RefSeq and is a predicted model, not a curated record. Lineage: Eukaryota; Viridiplantae; Streptophyta; Magnoliopsida; Fabales; Fabaceae.
CCUUUGUACCUAAAACCCUAAACCCCACCCAUCCACUGGUUAUGUGAUUGAUUAUCUAUUUGGAAGCAGAGUGAAAGAAAGAGAGAGUUUUUGAGUGAAGAAGAAGUUCCCAAUGAUUGUUACUCGUUCAGCCUUGAUGCUCCAUCUCCAAAACCCACCAAUUCGCUACCACUUCUUCUCCCACCUCAACCAUCCUCACAUCACAUUCUUCAAACCCUCUUCCCCUUCUCUAUUCAAACCUCGCCCCUUCUCUCAAACCACUCCACGCCUAACACAAACCAGACCCUUUGUGAUUGCAUCAUCAUCAUCAUCAUCACAAGGUUCUAAGGGCAGGGACACUUUCUUUGCACAGGAAAACGUUUCGUGGACUUCGCUCGGUCUCUCCGAUACCGUUUCUCGAGCGCUUUCUAACGUUGGCCUCAACAGACCCUCUCUCGUUCAGGCUUCUUCUGUACCAUCUGUGCUGUCAGGAAAGGAUGUUAUUAUUGCCGCAGAGACCGGGAGUGGUAAGACAUACAGUUACCUAGUUCCUCUAAUUGAUAAACUUAGGGGCACCCAGGAACAUUCUCUACAUGCCGAGCCUGAUCAAGAAGUGACCUUGCCGCAGAAAGUUCUGCUCGUUCUUUGUCCGAAUGUGCAACUUUGUGAGCAGGUAGUUAGGAUGGCUAACAGUCUCUGUAGAGAUGAUGGUGAGACGAUAGUUAGUGUGGCAGCCAUUUGUGGCAAACAGGGAUGGCCAAUUCGGGAACCUGAUAUCAUUGUGACAACACCUGCUGCCCUUCUGAAUUAUGUUGACCUUGAUAGAACCCGCCGCAUGGAAUUUAUGCGUGGUGUUAAAUAUGUGGUGUUUGAUGAAGCCGAUAUGCUUCUCUGUGGGAGUUUCCAGAAUAAAGUAAUCCGUCUGAUAAACUUGCUCCGCUUCGAUGAAAAACUCUUGUCUCGAUCAAAACAAUCAGCAGCAGAGUUUCCAAUGAAACAGGAAUUUUCCUUGUCAUCAGCAGAUGCUUUUGAAGGUGAAGAACUUCAAAAUGAAGCCACCACAGAAGAGGAUGACAAUGAUAAAGAUGAUAUUGUAGAUAUUGAUAAUGAAGCUGAAUCUGUCAAACAAAGAGACUGGAAGAGAGUGAGGAAAAAUUAUAAGCGUAGUAAACAGUAUAUUUUUGUUGCUGCUACACUUCCAGUGAAUGGAAAGAAAACAGCUGGAGGGAUAUUGAAAUACAUGUUUCCUGAUGCUGAGUGGGUUUAUGGAAACUAUCUUCAUUGUCACAAUCCAAGGUUGGAGCAGAAGUGGAUAGAAGUUACAGUUGAUACUCAAGUGGAUGAACUCAUAAAGGCUGUGAAUCACAGUUUCAGAUCUGAAGAUUUGGAUAAUGCUGGUGGCAUUCACAGAACAAUGGUGUUUGCCAACACUGUUGAGGCUGUUGAAGCUGUGGCAAAGAUAUUAAUCCGAUCUGGAAUUGAAUGUUCACGUUAUCAUAAGAAUUGCACAUUGGAGGAGCGAGCACUGACCUUAGCUGAUUUUCAUGAGAAAGGUGGUGUUCUUGUAUGUACUGAUGCUGCUGCUCGUGGCGUUGAUAUUCCAAAUGUUUUACAUGUUAUUCAGGUAUAGUUCAUCUUUUACUCA